AGAAUCCAGAAUUAUAAAGCCUUUGUCCGGCCAGACUCACUACAGCGGAGCCACGCCGUUACAUCCGACCAGAGACCCAACUCCUGCACUUCACCUGCAACCAUGAGAGAGAUCGUUCAUAUUCAGGCCGGCCAGUGCGGUAACCAGAUCGGUGCCAAGUUCUGGGAGGUGAUCAGUGAUGAGCACGGCAUCGACCCAACAGGCACCUACCACGGAGACAGCGACCUGCAGCUGGACAGAAUCAGCGUCUACUACAAUGAGGCUACAGGAGGUAAAUACGUGCCCAGAGCCAUUCUAGUGGAUCUGGAGCCCGGCACCAUGGACUCUGUCCGCUCUGGGCCAUUCGGACAGAUCUUCAGACCUGACAACUUUGUAUUUGGUCAGAGUGGUGCUGGUAAUAACUGGGCUAAAGGUCACUACACAGAGGGAGCCGAGCUGGUGGACUCGGUCCUGGACGUGGUUCGUAAGGAGUCUGAAAGCUGCGAUUGCCUUCAGGGCUUCCAGCUCACGCACUCUCUGGGCGGAGGUACCGGCUCCGGCAUGGGUACCCUGCUCAUCAGCAAGAUCCGUGAAGAGUACCCCGACCGCAUCAUGAACACCUUCAGCGUGGUGCCCUCGCCCAAAGUGUCCGACACCGUGGUGGAGCCCUACAACGCCACGCUGUCCGUCCACCAGCUGGUGGAGAACACAGACGAAACCUACUGCAUCGACAACGAAGCUCUGUACGACAUCUGCUUCCGCACACUCAAGCUGACCACGCCCACCUACGGCGAUCUCAACCACCUUGUCUCUGCUACAAUGAGCGGCGUCACCACUUGCCUUCGCUUCCCCGGCCAGCUCAACGCCGACCUUCGUAAACUAGCCGUCAACAUGGUCCCCUUCCCUCGUCUGCACUUCUUCAUGCCCGGGUUUGCCCCUCUGACCAGCCGAGGGAGCCAGCAGUACCGCGCCCUGACCGUUCCCGAGCUCACCCAGCAGGUCUUCGAUGCCAAGAACAUGAUGGCCGCCUGCGACCCGCGUCACGGACGCUACCUCACGGUGGCGGCCGUGUUCCGCGGACGCAUGUCCAUGAAGGAGGUGGACGAGCAGAUGCUCAACGUCCAGAACAAGAACAGCAGCUACUUCGUGGAAUGGAUCCCCAACAACGUCAAGACCGCCGUCUGCGACAUCCCACCCCGCGGCCUCAAGAUGGCCGUCACCUUCAUCGGCAACAGCACGGCCAUCCAGGAGCUGUUCAAGCGCAUCUCCGAGCAGUUCACCGCCAUGUUCAGGCGCAAGGCUUUCCUCCACUGGUACACCGGAGAGGGCAUGGACGAGAUGGAGUUCACCGAGGCCGAGAGCAACAUGAACGACCUGGUGUCCGAGUACCAGCAGUACCAGGACGCCACCGCCGAGGAGGAGGGCGAGUUCGAGGAGGAGGCGGAGGAGGACGCCUAAAGAAAAGUGGGCUAAGGGUUAGGGAAGGAGUAGUGCAGGGGUGUCGAUCAGGUUAGGGAUGGGACCAUAUUAAAAAAUGUGACCAAAAUAUUCAUAAACAUGCAAUAGAAAUGUUUACAAAGCACUACUGAAAAGAACAAAUCACACAAAAACACACUGAACAAAUUACAAAAAUAUCUGAAUCUGAAGCCACCACCACCACCAUGCUAUUCACAAUCUUAAACGCUUAAAAAGUAAACACACCUUUGUUAUUGAUUAGCACUGGUUUUAUGAUAAGGUAUUAUACGGUUUUCGUGUCCCAUCUCUAACUCUAAGUUCUGGAAAGCAACAGCCAUCUGCAGAGAUUAGGAUCCCUCCUCCAACACCAUUCUCCCAGCACCAUUAAUAAAUACACGAUGCACAGAGGCCCUCUCUGCAGCGCUGUCGCCCUCCAGGACUGCAGUUCGACACUCCUGGAGUAGCGGUAAUUUAAGGAAAAGGAGGAACAUGUAGCAAAGCACCUUGCGGAUCCCCACCGUAAGCGUCUCUGUCGAAGUAGAAGUUAGCACUAGAGAAACGGGGCCAAAAACAAACCAGAGGAAUCCUUGAACCCAGAAUGUUCUUCAAUGUUCAGAACGGAAUAAAAGAAAAUCAAAUGAAAGGACUCGACACUAGUAGGGGAUAGAUUUUAGUUGAUGUUUUAGUUCCUUUUUCUCUACUUUACCGAUGUCCUCACUUCUUCCUUCUUCCAGAGUUUCCAGGGCUUCUUGAACACAGAUUAGGCUUAGAUAUAGGAUUUCAAGAUGUAAGGCAGGUACGUCUUUUACUUGAUUUUGCUUCAAGAAAUUCACUUUCUACCAUAAUUUGACUUUGAAACAACAUACAUUUUUAUGCAUUGAUCAGUGGAAAACUGUCUGACAUUGUAAUUCAUUUAAAAACUAGGCCUGAUCCGUGUCCUGGAAACCAGACAGAUAGUUUUGGCCGGUCAGAUCGCUGCCCCAGAGGCAGAUAAAUGUUGGUUUGGACAGACUAGAUGCCAUCGGGGUGAUGUCAGAUGUGUUCCCAUCUCAUCAUCACUCUGAGGGAACUGGAGGGAAGGUUGUUAGUAGAGGACAUUCAAAGCCAUUUGCUUAUUUGUUCUUUUUUUCCUUUGGUUUACACUAUUUGCUCAUUUUUUUACUCUGUAGAGAGUCACAGAACAGAACAGUGUGAAGCGUCGACCCGUAGAAUGAUUCAGAAUGAUUGUAAGUAAGAGAGUAUUCCUCCUAACAGGAGCAUUGCACUACAAACAUCUCAACCCGUCCUCCUUCACCGGGAGCAGGAUUACAGUAUUACAGUAUUACGUCAAACGGUUUACAAGGAGCUGAAUGAAGAAAGCUUGUGAGGAAAAGUUUAGGGGAAAAGACAGAGAUGAAAUGAAGGAGUUUUAGACUGAGAGAGAGAGCUUCUUUCGUCUUCCCACCUGGACGCCGACCAACGUCUUUAGGAGGAAGGCUAGAAGACGGUAUUAAAACUGGAACUGGAACUGGAAUGUGUGAAAGAUCCUGUGUGGAAAAAACUGGAACUAUGAAGAGACUGGGAUUAUAGAAGAUGAAGAAGAAAGUUGCUGGCGAUUUUGAAGCGUGGAACCCACGAAAACUCGGAACUUCUUUUCCUGUGACUGAGCCCAAAGCUUUUUAAAAGUUGUUUUUUUGUUUAUGUUUGUGUUUUUUUAUAUCUUUCUUCAUUAAGUGUUAAGAAUGUCCUUACAUUUUAUACUACGAUUUCCUAUUUGGGGAAAAAAAAGAAAUCCUGAGCCUCUGGACAAAAAAAAAAAUCAAUAAAAUAAAAUUGGAA
Astyanax mexicanus (Mexican tetra) is the source of this 3252-nucleotide messenger RNA. RefSeq names its product tubulin, beta 5 (gene tubb5). The record is from RefSeq and is a predicted model, not a curated record. Gene Ontology annotation, biological process: mitotic cell cycle; microtubule cytoskeleton organization. Gene Ontology annotation, molecular function: GTPase activity; structural constituent of cytoskeleton; GTP binding. The coding region runs from base 103 to 1437 and encodes 444 amino acids. Gene Ontology annotation, cellular component: cytoplasm; microtubule. The transcript has 4 exons. Lineage: Eukaryota; Metazoa; Chordata; Actinopteri; Characiformes; Acestrorhamphidae.